UUCUUGGAUUCAGAGUUGGUACAGAAAAACAGUAAAGUAGUGAUGGAGGCCAGCAGGGAAAUGCGGGAGGAUGUCACAAUUCAAACUGGUGAGACUGUGCUAAAAUAUGAUGAAUUUUUUGAGGACAAAAUUGAAAGCAAAAAAAGGGAUCACAGCUACAGAAUUUUUAAGACCGUCAACCGAAAUGCAGUUUCUUUCCCAAUGGCGGACAUCUACUCAGAUCCCUGUGAUGUGAAAAGAGAUGUAUCAGUAUGGUGCAGCAAUGACUAUCUCGGCAUGAGUCGUCACCCCAAAGUCACCAAUGCUAUCCUGGAUACUUUGAAAAAACAUGGUGCUGGUUCUGGAGGCACAAGAAACAUUUCAGGGACCAGUAAAAUCCACAUGGAUCUGGAAUAUGAGCUUGCUGACUUGCACAGCAAAGAUGCCGCACUGCUCUUCACUUCCUGUUUUGUAGCUAAUGACUCCACAUUGUUCACUUUGGCCAAAGUUUUACCAGGUUGUGAAAUUUACUCUGACGCAGGCAACCAUGCCUCAAUGAUUCAAGGUGUACGAAACAGCUGUGUCAGGAAGUUUGUUUUCCGUCAUAAUGAUGUCAGUCACCUGCAAGAGCUGUUAGAGAGGUCUGACCCCUCCAAACCAAAGAUUGUGGGCUUUGAGACUGUGCAUUCAGUGGAUGGGGCAGUUUGUCCACUGGAGCAAAUGUGUGAUGUUGCCCACAAAUUUGGGGCCAUCACCUUUGUGGAUGAGGUGCACGCAGUCGGCCUAUAUGGGGCCAGAGGAGGAGGGAUCGGAGAUAGAGACAGAGUCAUGCACAAGAUGGACAUAAUCUCUGGUACUCUUGGCAAGGCAUUUGGCUGCAUGGGUGGAUAUAUUGCCAGCACCAAUUCUUUGGUGGACACAGUGCGUAGCUUCUCUGCAGGCUUCAUUUUCACUACUUCACUGCCUCCCAUGCUACUGGCUGGGGCCACAAAGUCCAUCAAGAUUCUUAAAAGUGAGGAGGGCCAGAUACUCAGAAGGAAACACCAGAUAAGCGUCAAGCUGCUGCGACAAUUACUGAUGGACUCUGGCCUUCCUGUGGUCCACUGCCCAAGCCACAUCAUUCCCGUGCAGGUGGCAGAUGCAGAAAAGAAUACAGAGAUUUGUGACAUCAUGAUGUCCCGUUAUAACAUCUAUGUUCAGGCAAUCAACUGGCCCACAGUGGCUAAAGGGGAGGAACUUCUCCGCAUUGCCCCCACGCCACACCACACGCCCGAAAUGAUGCGCUACUUUGUUGACUGUCUAGUAAAAACUUGGAAAGAAGUGGGCUUGGAGUUGCAGCCACACUUGUCAGCCGAGUGUAACUUUUGUCAGCAGCCUCUUCACUUCGAUGUGAUGAGUGAGCGGGAGAAAUCCUACUUCAAUGGCCUCAGUCAUUAG
Molecule: messenger RNA, 1416 nt
Organism: Nerophis lumbriciformis (worm pipefish)
Lineage: Eukaryota; Metazoa; Chordata; Actinopteri; Syngnathiformes; Syngnathidae
Source: RefSeq, a predicted model, not a curated record